Messenger RNA from Protopolystoma xenopodis, 210 nucleotides. NCBI's taxonomy places the organism in Eukaryota, Metazoa, Platyhelminthes, Monogenea, Polystomatidea, Polystomatidae. The record is from the annotation of a GenBank genome assembly.
AAAGGAAAAGGUGCCUUUCUUCUGAACUACCGCUUGGCAUUUGCUCACUUGCCCGACGGCCUCAGUUGGGCAUUGGUAGUUAUCGUGCCUGAGCUACCCUCAAGAAUCGUGUUCUUUGAGAAGCAUUCGUUUGCGUCUGACAAAGAUCGUGUUCCGCUGGAGGCCUGUUUUCCGUUAAAUGAAGUCUUCGUUGAGCCACAACGAGGCUAA